CUUCCCUGAGCUCGUACCCUUGGCAUAGGUAGAGUGGGCACGGCGCUUCUCACAGCUACCUGUCACGUUUCAUGGCGCGUUGAAAGCGGGAGGUGGGAGAAAUUCUUGAAAGACACCCAAUUGUUCCAUAUAACAAUCCCCUCAUAACAUCAUCUGAAAGAAAACAUGGAAGAAACCCCAUUAGCCAAGUUUCAAUUUGAGCCGGAUUUGAUUGAUAUUUUAUGGAGGCAGGAUGUUGACUUGGGGGUGGAGCGAGAGAUCUUUGAUGGAUGUCUUCAGCAGCGGGAGGAGGAUGCCAGGAGAGCAAGGGAGAGAGAACAGAAGAGAGAGAGAGAGCUAGAACGGACUAUGCAGAGGUUACAGAAACUAGACAAGGAGACUGGAGAGUUUUUGCCAAGCCCUUCACCAGUGAACUCCCAGGCUGUGGCCUUCUUAGCAGCGGUGCCAUCUACAGUGUCUACUCAGCAUACACCCGUUACGCAGAAUCCUCUGCUGUCUACCCUGCUGUUCUCAAAGUCUCAGAAGCCCGCUUCUGAGGAGCAGACCUUCAGUGAACUACUUUCACUGCCAGACCUACAGUAUUAUUUGGAUCUCUUGGAGUCUGAGAGCCCAAGCUUGCCCUUAGAGGAUAUCACCGAAAUCUGCAGCCACAACAUGUCCGAGCCACAGAGGAAGAACUCAACAGAUGAGAUUCCGACAAUUUCCGACUCUUUUGAGGUUGCUCAACCUUUGUCAUGCACACCCUCUGAUCCAAUAGACAUCCUGGAAACAUGCAUACAAACGUUCUCACAUACAGGCAAUCCUACAGAUUCAGCCUUGAACACAAUCUUCAGCUCUAGUCCCCCUGAGAAUCUUAAUCAAAUGAGUUUAACUAAAUGCCAGCCAAAAUUAAUCCAGUCAACCCCCAGUGAGUUUAGCCCUGCGCUUACUAGUACAUACACCCUCAAUACCAGCACACUCAGUCAACCUGAACAGUCAAACAGUGCACCAUCGAUUUUACAAUUUGCUGAUAGCCCCGUCCUGCUAGGUUUUGAUGACUCUUCUUCUGUUGGCUCAGUGGAUCUAGAGACAUCCCUCUGUGCUGCUGACUCAAUUAAUGGCCAUUCAGAUAAGGAGGAGAUGGAGAGCAGCCAAUCAGAUUACACCGAUCUGCUUCCUUUAUCGCUGCUCUCAGAGGCUGUAGAGGCAACAAUAUACGAUGCGCAACACAGUUCUAAACAUCAUAUGCAAAAUGAAUCAGCACAUGAAUAUUUUCAAAAUGUAACAAAAAACAUCACAAACGGACAACCUCAGUCAAACCUCACAACGGCAAGUGGAGGUAUCUGGCGUGCAUGCCGCGAUGAACAGCGCGCUCUAGCGCUGGGUUUGCCGCUCAGUGUGCAUGACAUCAUCAACCUGCCCGUGGAUGCUUUUAACAAAACCAUCAACUCCAGUAAAUUCAGCCACACCCAACUUACCCUUAUCAGAGAUAUUCGAAGACGUGGCAAAAACAAGAUGGCUGCCCAGAGCUGUCGCAAACGCAAGUUGAAUAGUCUUGUUGAUCUCGAGGAAGAGAUUGAGGGUUUGAAGAAGGAGAAGGAUCUAAGGAAAGAAGAAAAAGAGAGGAAUGCUAGAGAUCUUCGUGAGAUGAAAGAGAAACUCAGGAAACUCUACAAUGAGGUGUUCAGACAGCUGAGAAAUGAACAUGGAAACUCGUACAACCCUAAAGAGUACACACUACAGCAUAGUACUGAUGGGACAGUUUACCUACUGCCUCGUAACACAGCCAACAAGAAAAAUACAAUGACACAGGAUUUAAAUAUUGCUGUGUAACACACCUACCUACAGUAAAGCUCUCUUAGGAAGACUUGUUUUUGUAAAACCAUGUGUCCCUAUGUCUUUGGAAGGGUUUUGUUCAUCAAACUCAUUAAAAUGCAUUUGUGCGUUAAAGUUAGUUUUCAGUUCCGCAAAUUGCAUUUGUAAUCUGCUUCAAAAAUGUAAAUAAAUGCACUUUUGCUUUUAUGAUAACUUUUGAGACCAUUUUUGUGAUGUUAUUUGGUCUGAUCUGUUAGCACACAUGGAUAGUGUUUGUAAUGCUGAAUUUGCUGGAGUAAGACCACAUUUGUAUAAGCGCCCCGGCGUACCUGUCCAUAAUUCUAGAAACUCUCCAAUAAGAAAAUCCUGUUAACCUCAAACAUAUUCAUGGGGAAAAUCAUGUAACUCCAUUCAUAUUUUUAACCAUGUACGUUUAUGAUCUAUGCUUCUAAAGUUGUGGACUAAAACACCACUCAAACGAUUAGACCAUGCCUUCUCAUAAAGAGAAAUUAUGCAAGUAACUAAACACUGCUGAUGUAAAGCUGUAAAAUACAACAGCUAAUAUUGAUUCUGGAAGUCUGGAAAAGAAACAUUUUAACCUGAAAGACACACAAAAAAAAACUCCUCUUCUUAACAAGAAUAAUUCACACCAUCUUUUUCUGCCACCUUAGACAAAACAUACAUAUCAGUUAAAAUGUGUUUCAUGACCCUUUAAGUGCCUUUUUUUUCAUAUACAUUUUUAUAUUUUGAUUGUGUCCUUAAAUGCAUUUAAGCAACAUUAUGUCGAAGUGGUAUAGAUUAUCCUACUCAAAUGCAUGUGACAUCAAAUAAGCAAGAGUUAGGUCAGAGGUUAUCCAAAAGUAAUCGUAUUAGAUUACCUAAAGUUAUAAUUCAAGAUAUUAUGUUACUGAUUGCAAUUUUAGACAUGUAGUUUGUAAUCAGUACUGGAUUACAAUUCAGAAGUAAUCUACCCAGCACUGACACACAAACGCUAUACACUGAAAAAUGUGGUAACCUGCAAUUUGUUUCAUUGGUUUAACAUGAGGCGGACAAAAUGUGGCAUUUCAAUUUUAGUUUCCAAGAGUUUCGUAAUAGGCAGAGAUUGUUUAUUAACAGUGUGAAAAAGCUGAAGUUCUGCAUAAACUGAGUACCCAUACCAUAUUUCUAGCUGGAAUACACCAGCUCUCUGAGGGCUGACUUUGUCAUUUCAAACAGGUCUGGCCAUUCUCUGUUGACCUCUCUCAUCAACAAGGCAUUUCCAUCUGCAGAACUGCCCCUCACUGGAUGUUUUUUGUUUUUGGCACCAUUCAGAGUAAAUUCUAGAGAAUGUUGUGCAUGAAAAUCCCAGGAGAUCAGCAGUUACAGAAAUACUCAAACCAGCACAUCUGGCACCAACAAUCAUGCCACGGUCCAAAUCACUGAGAUCAAAUUUUUUGCCCAUUCUGAUGGUUAUUGUGAACAUUAACUGAAGCUCCUGACCCGUAUCUGCAUGAUUUUAUGCACUGCAAUGUUGCCACACGAUUGGCUGAUGUUGACGCAUGGAUGAUUGUUGAUGCCAGACAGGUUGGCUUGAGUAUUUCUGUAACUGCUGA
Molecule: messenger RNA, 3386 nt
Organism: Myxocyprinus asiaticus (Chinese sucker)
Lineage: Eukaryota; Metazoa; Chordata; Actinopteri; Cypriniformes; Catostomidae
Product: endoplasmic reticulum membrane sensor NFE2L1-like
Exons: 5
Coding region: 166-1812 (548 amino acids)
Biological process (GO): regulation of transcription by RNA polymerase II; cellular response to oxidative stress
Cellular component (GO): nucleus
Molecular function (GO): DNA-binding transcription factor activity, RNA polymerase II-specific; RNA polymerase II cis-regulatory region sequence-specific DNA binding
Source: RefSeq, a predicted model, not a curated record